AUGUCAAAUACAAGGAUAGGUGGUGCUCUUCCAAACAACUAUGCACUGACUGCUCAACAGCUCGCAAGAGCAAGCAAAAUCAAUGAAAUAGACGAUAUGAUGGGGUAUGAGAGUUACGUACCUCCACAACACAAUGAGAGGAUAGAUGUGAACCAUUUAGAGAACGUACCAGGACGUGUUGGGUGGCUGAUCAAUAUGCAUCCUACUACUGUUACUUCAGAGUCCAUGACAGGUAAGUCCGAAUUUGCAGGAGGUAUAUCGGCGGUAGAUUAUUAUUUCCUGGACGAAGAAGGUGGUAGUUUUAAAUCAACUGUGAGUUAUGACCCAUACUUUUUCGUGAAAUGUAGUGAUGAUUAUAGAGUGCAAGAAGUGGAGGAAUUUCUCAAAAAAUAUUUAGAAUCAUGUGUUAAGGAAGUGAGCGUAGUACAGAGGAAGGAUUUGAAAAUGGAUAACCAUCUCGUGGGGCUGGAAAGAAGUUUAGUUAAAUUGACAUUUAUAAAUUCCAACCAAUUGUUUGAAGCAAGGAAACUGUUAAGACCAAUUUUGGCACAAAACGAGAACAAUAAAGUUCAAAAAAAUACUUACAGGGUACAUGUACCUCAUCGUACUAGUAACAAAUUUGAAGAUGCCAAAGCACUGAUAGAAGACAUUAGAGAACACGAUGUGCCAUAUCACGUACGAGUUUCGAUUGAUAAAGAUAUUCGUGUAGGAAAAUGGUACAAGGUAACGUCAGCGGGUUUUUUCGAGUGUGCGGAAAAAGUGGCAUUCGCAGAUCCAGUAGUCCUAGCGUUUGAUAUUGAAACGACAAAGGCGCCUCUGAAGUUUCCAGAUUCUUCUACAGAUCAAAUUAUGAUGAUUUCUUACAUGAUAGACGGUGAUGGUUUCCUAAUAACCAAUAGGGAGAUUAUUUCUGAAGAUAUUGAAGAUUUUGAAUACUCGCCAACACAGGAAUUUUUGGGUAAUUUUGCUAUUUUCAAUGAAGCUGAUGAAUUAUCACUUUUACAAAGAUUCUUCGAACAUAUUAGAGAUGUAAGGCCGUCAGUAAUUGCUACAUUCAACGGUGAUUUCUUCGAUUGGCCGUUUGUUGAUAAUAGAGCAAAGAUAAAUGGAUUAGAUAUGUAUGAAGAGAUUGGCUUCGCUCCCGAUGCCGAAGGUGAAUAUAAAUCACCUUACUGUUCUCAUAUGGAUUGUUUCCGGUGGGUCAAACGUGAUUCUUACCUGCCACAGGGUUCGCAAGGUUUAAAAGCUGUGACUCAAGCUAAAUUAGGUUAUAAUCCCAUUGAAUUGGAUCCUGAGUUAAUGACACCUUAUGCAUUUGAAAAACCACAACAAUUAUCAGAGUAUUCGGUUUCUGAUGCUGUGGCCACGUAUUACCUUUACAUGAAAUAUGUUCAUCCGUUCAUCUUUUCCCUCUGUACAAUUAUUCCAUUAAAUCCUGAUGAAGUUUUGAGAAAGGGUACUGGUACUCUUUGUGAAAUGCUUCUUACUGUGCAAGCAUACAAGGGUAAUAUUUUAUUGCCCAACAAAUACACGGAUCCAAUUGAAAGAUUCUAUGAUGGUCACCUUUUGGAAUCAGAAACUUACGUUGGUGGACACGUCGAAUCUCUAGAAGCCGGAGUGUUUAGAAAAGACAUUAAAAAUCACUUUAACAUCGAUCCAGAAGCCAUUGAUAACCUUUUAGAAGAAUUACCGCAUGCAUUGAAAUUUUGUAUUGAAGUAGAAAAUAAAACACCUAUGGAUAAAAUAACGAAUUAUCAACAAGUGGAAGAUGAAAUUAGAUCUAAAUUAUUGGACUUGAAACAUAAUAAUAAAAGACACGAGUAUCCUUUAAUUUACCAUGUGGACGUGGCAUCCAUGUAUCCCAAUAUUAUGAUUUCUAAUAGACUUCAGCCGGACAGUAUGAAGACUGAAAGGGACUGUGCUAGUUGUGAUUUCAAUAGACCUGGUAAGAAUUGUGAUAGACGUAUGAAGUGGGCAUGGAGAGGUGAAUUCUUCCCUGCGAAGAUGGACGAAUAUAACAUGAUUAAAAGAGCAUUACAAAAUGAAACUUUUCCAAAUCCUAAUAAGAUGUCCAAGAAGCAAUUCUUAACAUUUGAUGAGCUCAGUUAUGCUCAACAAGUUUCACAUAUUAAAAAAAGACUGACAGAUUACAGUAAAAAGAAUUAUCAUAGAAUAAAAGCAUCCGAAGUGGUGGAAAGGGAGGCCAUCAUUUGUCAAAGGGAGAAUCCCUUUUAUGCCAAUACUGUGCGUGCCUUCCGUGAUAGAAGAUAUGAGUUCAAAGGUUUAGUCAAAAAGUGGAAGAAUAAAAAGUCUUCACUUGAUAAAUCUGACAAGCAUGGCAGAGAUGAAUCGCAGAAAAUGGUUAUUCUUUAUGACUCUUUGCAACUGGCACACAAAGUUAUUUUAAAUUCGUUUUAUGGUUAUGUUAUGAGAAAAGGUUCCCGUUGGUAUUCUAUGGAAAUGGCAGGUAUCACUUGUUUAACAGGUGCAACUCUAAUUCAAAUGGCAAGAAGUUUAGUCGAAAGGCUGGGAAUACCGUUGGAAUUGGACACUGACGGUAUAUGGUGUACUAUUCCACAAUCUUUUCCAGAUGAAUUUAAAUUUACUCUCGAAAAUGGCAAGAAGUUGUCGCUGUCGUACCCUUGUUCAAUGCUUAAUUACAGAGUUCACCAAAAGUUUACCAACCAUCAAUAUCAAAAUUUGGUUGACCCAGCUAAUUACAAAUAUGAGACGCUCAGUGAAAAUUCCAUUUUUUUCGAGUUGGAUGGUCCUUAUAGGGCAAUGGUUCUCCCUACUUCUAAAGAAGAAGGUAAAGGUAUUAAGAAAAGAUACGCUGUUUUUAACGACGAUGGUUCGCUGGCCGAACUUAAAGGUUUUGAAUUAAAAAGACGUGGUGAAUUGCAAUUAAUCAAGAACUUUCAAGGAGACUUAUUUAAGGUCUUCUUGGAGGGUGAUACCUUAGAAAAUUGUUAUGCCGCUGUGGGAAAAAUUGCAAAUAGAUGGUUGGAUAUUUUGGAUUAUAAAGGAUCCAUGCUAGAGGAUGAAGACUUGGUCGAUUUGAUUUGUGAAAAUAAGAGUAUGAGCAAAACUUUGAAAGAAUACGGGGGUCAAAAGUCAACAUCCAUUACGACGGCUAGAAGGCUCGGUGAGUUUUUGGGAGAGGAGAUGGUCAAAGACAAAGGUCUUCAAUGUAAAUAUGUCAUAAGUGCCAAACCAUUCAAUACUCCAGUGACAGAUCGUGCCAUACCGGUGGCCAUCUUUUUGGCAGAGACUUCUGUUAAAAGGUCAUUUUUGAGAAGAUGGACUAUGGACAUGUCGCUAGAAGACUUCGAUCUCAGAAAUAUUUUAGAUUGGGGUUAUUACCGUGAGAGAGUUGCAUCAGUUAUCCAAAAAAUUAUCACGAUUCCUGCAGCUUUGCAAGGUAUUCCCAAUCCAGUUCCUAGGGUUGAACACCCACCUUGGUUGCAGAAGAGAAUAGCCGCCCAAGGCGAUAAGUUCAAGCAAACUUCCUUGAACAGGUUCUUUGUAAAGAAAGAUGAUUCCCCAGCUAAUGGUCGUGUUAAAGAUAUUGAGGACAUGUUCACUUCAAAGGAAGGUGAGCAAGCUACACGGAAAGUUGCAAAAGUUUCUACCGCUAAGAAAGUAUCGAAGAGGAGAAGAGAUGAAUCUAAUCAAGUUGAAGAAGCACUGGUUUUACCAACGGAAAUGCCCUCCAUGGAUGAAGAUUAUGUUGCAUGGUUAAAUUACCAGAAGAUAAAAUGGAAGAUUCAAGCUAGGGACAGAGCCCGUAGAUCACAACUGUUUGGUGAAUCAAAUAAUUCUGUGGAGAGAACUGCACUUGGUAGCAUGAUUAGGAAACAGGCUGAAUCAUACGCAGAUUCUACUUGGGAAAUUUUGCAAUAUAAACCAUCAGCACAACCUGGUGUUCUGGAUGUUUACGUGAGCAUCAAUGAUAAGAUUCAAACUUUGAAGUUCAUCAUUCCGAAGACUAUCUACGCUAAAUUCAAGAUGACACCAUAUGCGGAAAUGAAGUACUGUGUUUUGGAGAGGACCAAUGCCGUAUUGCCUAACAGUCCAGAAAUGAAAGAUACUUCUUCUCAAAAUCUUUACAAAAUUACGUUACCAGAAAAUGUGUUUUUGGAACAAAUUGAAGAUAGUACGAGUAGUUUGAAUGAUGAAAAUGUGGUAGGUAUAUUUGAGGGUUCCAUCACUGCUACGGAAAGGGCAAUCAUGGAGUUGGGUUCCACGGUAACGUUCAAAUCCAAUACUGUGGGCACUUUGGGUAAGGGCCUACAGAAAGGUUUUGAUAUGAAAAACUUGAUGACAGAGGAGAGCGAUAGAUAUCUAAACAGGUUUUCUAUGGCUGUAAGCUAUCUACUCCACGUUCCUACGAAUAUUGGCUACGAGUUUUUCCUAAUGUGCAACUCUUGGAGUGAAACUGUGGAAGUUUUCUUCAUUAAGCCUUCCGCGCAAGCUCACGAUAUAAGCGCUUCAAGCUUGGAGCAGCUUUACAAGGACGCGUAUCUAAAAAAAAUAUCCAAAUUACAGGGUUAUUCUCGAUUUUUCGACCUGAAGGACCAUAUGAAGUUUGAGCUUCAUGGUUUUGUUGAUAUUGCCAAGCUCUACCGUAAGAUCACUAGUCAAAUCAAUCAACAAAAGGAAGACAAAGGGUUCCAAUUCCUGUUGAUGUUACAAUCGCCCUAUUCAUCUAAAUUGUUGAAUGCUUUAAGGGUUUUGAAUCAAGUUCCUAUAAUUGAAAUUGCAAUGACAGAGUUAAUCUUGCCUCGUUUGAAUUGGCAAGGUGCUCUUAACAAAAAGUUGAUUUCCAACAUUUUGUCUUGUGGUCCAAGGCUAUCCCACUUGGUCACUUUGUCUCAAUUCAGUAAUAUUCCAUUAUGCAACCUGAAAGUCGACACUAUGGGAUACAUUAUUGAUAUCUUGUAUGCUAGAAGGUUGAAGAAAGAAGGAAUGGUUAUGUGGUGGAACGAAAAUUCUCCUUUGGCAGAUCACGGUGGUGUCCAAAAAGAUUAUGAUCCGAAUACUGCAUGGCUGCAAAAUGAUUUGGAAUUUCCUGUCAUCAAUAAUGUUGGCGUCUAUGACAAGGCUGUUCUUGAAAUCGAAAUGUCUAAUUUAACCGUGAACACGGUCUUAGGAUCUGCAUUGAUCACCGAAGCGGAGGGUUGCGAUUUGGCUGAGGCGGAUGCAGAGAACGAUGCUGCAUUAAGAGCAACUUCAUCAAUGGGUGCCUUUGUUCAAGAUGCGUUUUCCAGCGGUUCUUUGGCGGUUCUAAGAAAUAUGCUAAAGGAUUGGUGGGACAGUGCAUUAAAGGAUAAUAUGAUUGCUGAUUUGCUUGUAAACUCAUUUGUGAACUGGGUUCAAGAUCCCGACUCCAAGCUCUUUGACAAUGCAUUAAGGUAUCAUGUUCACAAUUUGACCAAGAAAUCUCAAUUGCAAUUGAUCAAUGAGUUUUACAACUUAGGUUCCACUGUUGUCUAUUCAGACAGAAGCCGUCUUUUGGUGAAGACUAAGAAAUACUCUCCUGAAACUUGUUAUGCUUAUGGUCAAUACAUCAUUAAAGCCAUUAGAACGAAUCCCGCCUUUACCUAUUUGGAUCUAAAGAUUGAUAGGUAUUGGGAUCUACUUAUUUGGAUGGAUAACUACAAUUUUGGUGGAUUAGCUUGUACUGAGAUCCGGGAUAAAGAAACGCAGGAUUUUAGAGCUUAUUCGCAGUGGCAUAUCCGGAACUUUUUACCGCCCAUAUAUCAGCAGGAAUUUGACGAUUGGAUGAUGAUCAUUCUUGACAGUAUGCUUAAAACAAAGACACAGUAUUUGGAAUCUAAGACAGGUACACAGAGGUUAACACAAUUGCACCAUUUGCCACAGGAUAAUAACCCUGAGAAUGAAGAAAAUGGCCCGUUGACCAAUUUUACAGAAAUCUUUUCAGGUCCUCUCAUCAAAAGAGUACAAAAAUUAUACAGAAAUCAACAAGAAUUUAUCUUGAAUCCCAGUUAUGCUUCUGACUACGCAUUUCCUGUUUUACCUGGUUCCAACACUGUAUCAAGAAACCCACUACUCGAGUUGGUUAAAUACCUAUGCCAUAUCAUGCUUCUGUGUAAAGAAACUAUCCUGGAGGUGAGAUCAUUGCGUAAGACGUUGCUCAAGAUCUUUGAAGUUAGGGAAUUUGACAAAUCCUCUGAAUUCACAGAUCCAGGUUCAAAGUUGGUUAUUUCGGGAUUGUUAUGUGAAUACUGCUUUUUUAUGAACAAUAUCGAUUUUUGUCAAGGCGGUACUACCCAUUUCGCAUGUGCUAAAUGUCAGAGGAAUUUCGACCAUACCCUAAUUCAGGAACAUCUGAUCUAUAAGCUGCUGGCUGAGAUCGACUCAUACUUGACUCAAGAUUUAAGAUGCUCCCGCUGUCACAAGAUUAGGCAAGAUUUGAUGAGUCCUCACUGUGAUUGUUCAGGUAAAUGGGAGGGAACCAUCUCCAGCGACCAAGUACAGAAGAGCUGCAAGAUUUACAAACAAGUGGCCCAAUUCUUCGAUUUUGAUCUUCUUCUAACCGCCCUUAAUGACAUCAGUAGCUGA
This is a messenger RNA of Zygosaccharomyces rouxii, 6585 nucleotides long. It is a transcript of the gene POL2, whose product is annotated as DNA polymerase epsilon catalytic subunit. Gene Ontology annotation, biological process: mitotic cell cycle; leading strand elongation; DNA replication. The transcript has a single exon. Gene Ontology annotation, cellular component: nucleus; epsilon DNA polymerase complex. The coding region runs from base 1 to 6585 and encodes 2194 amino acids. Lineage: Eukaryota; Fungi; Ascomycota; Saccharomycetes; Saccharomycetales; Saccharomycetaceae. The record is from RefSeq and is a predicted model, not a curated record. Gene Ontology annotation, molecular function: zinc ion binding; DNA-directed DNA polymerase activity; DNA binding.